AGUAGCGGCCGCAAGAUGCUGUUCGCUUCAAUCGCCGCCACCGCGGUGAUGCUGGCGCUAGUCCAGGGACAGGCUAUCGAUUUUAGCUUUGCGGGUACCUGUGCGAGUCGGGACUUUGGUUUUGGAACGUGCGUGACACCUGACAAGUGCCGACAAGCCAACGCGGAGCGGACGCGGAGCUGCGACGGACAGGUUUGCUGCCCCCGCAACCAGCUGAUUCUGACAACCACCGCGGCCCCGGACGCGUCGGAGACUUUCCAGCAGCUGGUGCAAGAAUGCGGCCGAGUGCAGCCCGGCGGGGUCAUCUUCAGCAGGUCCAUCCGCAGCGUUCGGCGGAUGCAACCGGUCAUAGAAGCUGCGCCAGAUUUCCCCAUCAUGCCAGUGGUCGGCGGUGUGCCAGCCACUCCGAGCAAGUGGCCGUGGAUGGCGCUGCUCGGCGAGCGGAAGGAAGGCGAAACGCGCUGGACCUGUGGCGGCACGCUCAUCGCCCCCAGCACGGUGCUGACGGCGGCGCACUGCGUCAACGGCCGACAGCCGCCCCAGCUGGUCGUGCGGCUGGGCGAGUACAACAUCUCGCACACCCGAGACGGCCGCCACCAGGACCUCGGCGUGUCCCGUGUCGUGCUCCACCCGGCCUACCGGCGCUCGCAGAAUGAUGUGGCGCUGCUGCUGCUGUCCCGGCCGGCGGCGCUGGGCGCGCGCGUGCAGCCCGCCUGCCUGCCGCCGCCCGACGCCGACCACACGGGUCAGGAGGCCGACCUGGCCGGCUGGGGCCGGGUCCAGUUCGCCGGCAGCGUGCCAGAGGCGCUGCAGGAGGUGCGUCUGCAGGUGGUGGACCCGGCGCAGUGCGAGCGCAACUACCGCGAGGCGCCGUCUUUCGAUACCUUGUUCCCCGGCGGUUUCCAGGGCACCAAGGUAUGCGCCAACGGCCGCGACGGCACGUCCAAGGACGCUUGUCAAGGCGACUCUGGCGGCCCUCUGGUGAUCCAGGGCGCCGACGAUCGUUACCAGGUGAUCGGUGUCGUCUCCACCGGCCUGGGCUGCGGAAACCCAAAGUAUCCGGGCAUCUACACCAAGGUGUCCAAGUACAUCCCCUGGAUCGUGGACAACAGCCAGCGGCAGUGACUCUAAUAACUCCAGUAGGACCACAGCGUUGCUGGUGGCUCUCCAAUCGAGCACGUUUCUGAUCGAAAUGCGAUGUCUUAACAUGUAUUAAGGCAACCGCGGAAUAAUAUAUAUAAUAUGUAUGAUAUUGUUGUCGUUGAGACUUUGCGACGCACUCGACGACGCACUUUGCUGAGGUUAUAUGGCGCGCGCCUGCCUCUCACCCUGGCAGGAAGGGCGGGCACCGCGGGGAAUCGAACCGCGCACCUCUGGCUCCCCAGACGUGCAGUGGUUAACGCAGACGCGUUACCCAAUACGUUACCGGCAUCCUAUCUGAAUGAUGUUAUGACCUGUGCGACAACUGCGUGGACUUUCUCUGGAUGAUAUAAGAUGAGAUGCGCAGUGCGGUAAUUGGUUCAUAUAUGUAAUAAGCGAUGCGCUCGCUGUUCAUCGCGUUGGUGUGCAUGGUUUCACCCGUUUAGCUAUUUCGAUGACCUCAAGUAUUUCUGUUUGAUGACAAGUGCUGCCUUAUCUACCUGUAAGCGCUUGCAUGGAGAUGAAAAUACGUUGGUUGCAUGGAACCUUGCGACUCAAGAGUUGAAGUAUUUUGGACGCGGGGAUGUGUUGUUACAAAAUACAGCUCGCCGCACAACUAAUUGUGCGAAAUAUGAGCGGUUUAGUAAAAGUUCAUGCGUCCCGCAUACAGCAAGUAAUCACAGCGUAGCAUAUGGCAGUGAGUCAUGACUAUGACUACUGGUUUGAUUAAUGACUAGGCGGCAUGGCAUAUGUCAGGAGUGCGGUAGGCAGGCUGGCGGACCAUGGUCGGCAACUUUGUAUACACAGGAACUGGGCCUACCGAAAAUAAAUCAUCGGCUUUGGGUUGAA
Messenger RNA from Pollicipes pollicipes, 1989 nucleotides. Its product is annotated as venom protease-like. The record is from RefSeq and is a predicted model, not a curated record. Gene Ontology annotation, biological process: proteolysis. The coding region runs from base 16 to 1125 and encodes 369 amino acids. Gene Ontology annotation, molecular function: serine-type endopeptidase activity. The transcript has a single exon. NCBI's taxonomy places the organism in Eukaryota, Metazoa, Arthropoda, Thecostraca, Pollicipedomorpha, Pollicipedidae.